AUGGCAAAUCAAACGGAACAUGUGUCUAUACAUAUGCCUAAAUAUCAAACUGGUCCAGUUCAUUUUGAGACUCCAAAACAAGGAGUUACAAUAGAUAUUGCUAAUAUUCAAGAUUAUAUUCGUGAGAAAGCAGAAAAGAAUCUUGAAGAAUGUAAAUCUUUUGAAGUAUCGUUGCCACCAUCGAUAACUGGUAUAACGAGUGAAUCAAAUAAAAUUGAAUUUAAAUCAUUAUUUCAAACACCAACAUUAAAUGAACUUGAAAUUGUAUCAACUAAUCCAGAUGGAUCAUCAAUUAAAUUAAAUGAAGAACAACUUAAAGCAGUUAAACAAACAGGAGAAUUUGAAGUUAAUAGUAUUCAUUUUCCUGGUCAACAUCAUCGAUGGAGAUUAAGUAAAUUACUUCAAUCGGGUAUUCUAACAGCAAAUCAUGUGUUUUUUAAAGAAUUAUCAUGGGCAGUUUAUAUGUUAAUAAUAUUUGCUCAAGAUCGUGUUUUUUCGAAUUGUUUCAGUUUUAAAGCAACUUUACGAUCAUGGAAACAAGGUUUUGUUAGUUUAGUUGAUGCUCUUAUUGGAUUACCUGCAGUUUAUUCUUCUAGUAUUGAUUCAGACGUCGAAAAUGAACGAAGCAAAUUCUUAGUUACGGAACUUUCACCACAUAAAAGUGAAAAAGAAAUGCAUGAAGCAUUCUGUGCACAAAUACCAAUUUUAUUAGAAGUAAUGACUGAACAUAAGAAAUAUUUGUAUCGAGAAAAUAAGAAACGUCCACCACCAAUGCUUCCAUAUCCUCAUCAUUUUGUAACACCAAAUAAUAUUGAUAUUGAUCUUCGAUUGCAUAAUCGUGAUCUUCAAGAAAAAAUAAGAUCGAUUGUUAGUAAUCUUCUUACUGAAAAUACACCAAAAAAUUGGUUUAAUACUACAAAAAGACGAUUAAUCAAUCAAUAUAAAGAUAAUCAAGUCGAAUUAGGUUUAACAAAAGAAGAAAUAGCUAAACGUAUUCAAACACAAUUAAAUGUUGAAUAUGCUGAACGAGCAUUUGAAUUAAUUGAAAAUUCUGAUCAAAUUGAAAAAUUAUCACCUGGUCUUGGACGUUUAUUAGUUGCACAAGCUCGUUCUAUAUUAACAAUGAGAUCAGUUGUUCAAAAAUUAACUGAAGAUUUAGAAAAACAUCUUAAAACAGUACGAGAAAAAUUAAUUCGUGAACAUCCAAUAAAAUCCAAAAUAAAUCGUUGGAUAGAACAAAAAUUAUUUGAAGAACGAAUCAAUUAUAUUCAUCAACAUGAAUGGGAUGCACAUCAAUUAUCAAUUGAUCAAUGUAAAGCAUUAGGAAAUCAACAAGCAGCAUAUUUUAUUCAACGAGAUUUAACUUUUCGAAAAGAUCAUGAAUCAAUUCUUCGUCUUAAUCUCAAAUCACCCGUCGAGCCUAUUCGAACAAUUAAUUGUAGUCGAACAAUCUGGUUGCCAAAAAAUUGGAUUGUCGAACGAACAUACCCAUUACCUAUCGGACAAAUUCCAACCCACUUUGCUAAAUAUACAUAUUCACCUGAAGAAGAACAACAACGAACUCGAUUAAUUCAUUCUGAUCCUGAUGCGCAAUAUAUUCUACGACGUAAAGUCACCUAUUCCACAACAACGAGAUAUCCAUUUUGGAGAUGGAAAUUAUUUGCACUUCGAACAUAUUGUUGGCUUUCAAAUACUAUUUUUAUAUUAUGUCUUGCUGUUCCAUUUAGUAGUCCAGUUAGUUUUCGUGCUCUAUUUUCUAUAAAACCAUUUCAACCUGAUUAUGAAUUACAUCGAAAUGAUUUAAAACUUCAUCCACAUUCAAAAUCAAAAACACAAACAUUUAUUUCGCGUUUAGUUGCUUUAUGGGAUCAUGUAAGACAAUCAAGAAAAAAAUUUGAACAACAACCUGAUCGAGGAUUCUUGGGCAAGAACAUUCAAAGAAUAUUCAAUCGAUUGUGGAAUUAUGUAGCAAAAGGUUUUGUUGGCACAAUAGCUAUUUGUGCUUAUUAUCCUGCUGCUUGUUUUAUUGUUCCAACUGCUUCAUUUAUAUUAGGUGUUUUAUCACCUAUUUGGAUGCCAAUCGUUACAUUAUUAUGUCAUAUACUUCAAAUUCUUUUUUAUGAUGCAAAUUCAGCUGGUGAAUAUGGUCGAAAACUCUUUUGUCUUAUUAAUAUUGUGAUAACUGAUUUUCUUUGUUGUGGUAUUAUACAACCAAUAUUAGUAUUAAUUGCAUUAAUUGCUAGUCCAAUCGCUUCUCUUUUACUUGUCAUUUAUGCUCUUUUACACCGGUGUACACGUGGAAUGUAUGAUACAGUCAUUUAUCAAUUAGUUGUCAAACGUUUUGCUCGAAUUCCUGCACAUGAUAGUUUUCAUGCACGACGUAUUGCUGGUCCAGGUUUAGCAUCCGAAUAUUUCUAUCAAGUAUCAUCACCGGAAGUAUUAGCAGCAUUAGAAUCUUUAAUCGAACAAAAAGAAUUACAAGUUUAUCGUACAUAUGUUGAACAAAUCUUAAUGAAACCAGUUGAUGAAUAUCGACGAUUUUUUAAUGCAGCAUUCGAACCAUUUUCAGCAAUAGUUCAAAUGACAAGUAGUCAGUCAGUUUAUGGUCGAAUGAAUGAUGUUGUUAAUGAACAUAUUAGAAAUUUAAGAACAACAAUUGAAAAACGUGAUAAUUUACUUCGAGUACAACGUGGUGCUAAACAUGAUCGUAUUCGAUUAACAGAAACGGAUUUAACCGCCGUACUUAUCGAAGGUACACAAUUAGUGGAAAAAUGGUAUCCAAAACGAAUAUUGUCAUAUUUAAAUAAAGAGGAAACCGAUAAAUUUUGGAAUGAUCUUGAUUUGGAACCAAAUGAUUGGUUCGGGUUAACAAGUAAAUUACUUCAAGAUUUAUUUUGUCGUGAUUUCUUAACGCCACUUGAACAAACUGAUGUUUUUUACAGUCUAAAAGUUGAUCAUAUAACUUUAUCAAAAUAUGCACAUAUGAUCGACUCAGCUAAUUUACACGACGAUCUUGAUGUUGUGACUAGUGUUUAUUUACCUGAGACAUCAUUUACAAUUAGUCAGCCAUCAUUUGAUCAACAAAUUCUUAAUCCAAAUGAAGCUAUACUGAACUUAUCAACAAAUUAUUCUGAAAAACGUCGUAUAAAAUUUCAUGGCCGUAUUUAUCGAUUUUUUAAUCAUCAAGGAAAUUAUUCAAAACAUGCAAAUAAUUUAUCAAAAUAUGUUGAUUAUACAUCAAUAACAUGUCGUUUUUCUAUACCUAUUCAAAUACCUGAUGUUAUUUGUAUUAAUAUAAUUAUAUUUAAUCGUGAUAAUAAUAAUUCAAUAACAGCUACAUCAAUGAAAAAUGUUCCUCUUCAACAAAUUGUUGAACUGAUUGAUUUUAAUAAACAAUUUUAUGAUAAACUUAUAUUACCAACAUAUUCAACAAUUAUUCCAUCACCUUCAAUAUAUAAUAAUAUAAUAAAUGAUGAUGUAGUAAUAAUUAAUAAUGCUGAGGAUGAAUCCUAA
This is a messenger RNA of Adineta steineri, 3513 nucleotides long. Lineage: Eukaryota; Metazoa; Rotifera; Eurotatoria; Adinetida; Adinetidae. The record is from the annotation of a GenBank genome assembly.